CACACCAGCAGAAGCAGCUUCUGCUUCUGCCAUAGGAGCAAACAGCAAGCACACAGCGUGGGAAAUCAGUGAGCAGCCAGAGACAAACAGGAGCGUCUCGCUGGCAUGCUCUUGACUCAGAAAAGCAAAUACCACCCAAGGACAAAGUGAUCUGAUGGAGGUGACUGAGGGAAAGUCUGGGAAGCCCCUGAUUUCACACCAGCACAUGCAAGAGUACACAGGGAUGAGUGAGCACUGGAGAAAGAGCUGAACGCCUGCUUCUGCACAGCCCUGACAUUUCGGAAAGUAAAGGUUGGCCAGGAGAGGUGCUGCCUGUUUGUGCGCUGGCCACGGGCUCAGGACAAUAUUGGGACUGCCCCAACGUGAGCUCAUUUUUCCGCCUGACUCCUGCAGUGUUCUUCCCAGGAGCAGAUGAGAGGGAUGAAUUUUGGCAAAUGACAGCAAAGGCGCUGACUCCACGCCGAGCAUCCUGCCCUCACAGGAAUGGCCAUCAUGUCCCAGAGGAGCCCCGGCAGUCAGGGAUGCACAGGCAGAGCAGAUGGGAAGAAGAGUUUUUAUAAAGGUGGGGAUAAUGAGGAGCUUCACGAAAUAAAGUUUGGAGAGAGAAAGCUCAGCUUUUUUUGGGCUGACUUUAUUCAGAGGGUCUUCACACCCACUUCCUUCUGACGUCUUCUUUCUGUAUAGUUACUGAAUUCUGGUGCUUCACCUCUAUUUAAAAACAGAAAGUAAUUAAAACUGCCUGGAAACUACAAGAGCAGCAAGAAGUAUUUGAAGACAUUGAGAGACAAGAUAUAUGGAAACCUUCUGCUUGUAGAUAGGCUGUUUUCCCAAAGGUGGAAACUACAGGAGUAUGUAGAUGAGAGGGAAAAUCUCCCUGCCAGAUCCCAUUGAAAUCUCCAUUUUGGGCACUGCUGCUCCGCUGCUGCUAAGGUCCUUCCAUCGUCCCACUGCAGCGAGCAGAGCCAACACUGGGCAACCCUCUAAAAUGUUUAUUUGGACCAGUGGCCGGAGCUCUACAUCUUACAGACAUGAUGAGAAAAGAAAUAUUUACCAAAAAAUCAGGGAUCACGAUCUACUGGACAAAAGGAAAACAGUCACAGCCCUAAAAGCUGGAGAAGACAGGGCCAUACUCCUCGGGCUGGCCAUGAUGGUGUGCUCUAUCAUGAUGUACUUCCUCCUGGGGAUCACGCUGCUGCGCUCCUACAUGCAAAGUGUCUGGACAGAAGAGACUCAGUGCUCACUUCUCAAUGCAUCCAUCACAGAAACCUUCAACUGCUCAUUUAACUGCGGCCCAGACUGCUGGAAAAUCUCACAGUACCCCUGCCUCCAGGUGUACGUUAAUCUCACCUCUUCUGGCCAGAAGCUCCUGCUCUAUCACACCGAGGAAACAAUGAAAAUUAAUUCCGAGUGUUCCUACAUCCCCAAGUGCGGGAAGAAUUAUGAGGAAUCCAUGUCUCUGGUGAAUGUCGUGAUGGAAAACUUCAGGAAGUACCAACGCUUCUCCUGCUUCUAUGACCCUGAAGGCGUUCAGAAGAACGUGAUAUUAACCAAACUGUACAGCUCCAAUGUGCUGUUCCACUCCCUGUUCUGGCCCACCUGCAUGAUGAUCGGCGGGGUCGCCAUUGUCGCGAUGGUAAAGCUGACUCAGUACCUUUCCCUCCUCUGUGAGAGAAUCCAAAGGAUCAACAGAUAGGAAUGAAAACUUCUCUGAAAUUUAACUACAGCGAAAAUACUGUUUUCUCAUUCUUCACCAAAGAACCUUAAGUUUGUAAUGUGCAAGUCUGUUCUAAGUUCCUUAUGAUAUUCUUAUAAGUAGAGCAAUAAUGCAAAAGCUGUUCUAUAUGCAAACAUGAUGUUAUUAUUAUGCAGACAACUGAAGAAGUUACUGUUUUGUGUUGACUGUCUAUAUGAUCUUGUUUUAUGCUGGGACUAGUACUUCUUUCUUUUCUACAGCCAAAAUAGGGCUCAGUGUGACCAUUUGCCAAGCUUAGUCAAUUGACGUUUUCAAUGUAAAGAAUUCUGGGGAAAAUUCACCACUGGAUGAAGGGCAGCCAACCACUUGUGCAUCAUUGAGGUCUCACAUCUAGCUUGGUCCGUUCAAAGGAUUUAUGGCUUUGGCUUUUUUAUUAAUGGCUGCAGGGGGGAAAAGAGCACUGAUAAAGGGGGGGUGUGUGUGGUAAGAUGGCACAAAAAGGAUGUAUACUGAGGCCAAGAUAAGUGUACAGUAUUUUCAGCCUCAGCAGGACUUGGUGAUGCUUUGUGUUUGCUCCCACAGUUCAGAAGUAAAUUGUACCCUAUGGUGUUUAAGGUCUUUUGGAAAACACUUUGGAGUUUUGUUGUGUUUUGUUUAGUGUAUAAUUUCCUUCUGUCUUAUCAACAUAAUCUUUGUCAAUUGCAGAAGCUGUAGCCAAAAAAAAAAAAACACCUUGUUCCAUUUUCUAUUCUAUUUUGAGCCCUAUUGAUGGAGGUGGGACCA
Messenger RNA from Lepidothrix coronata (blue-crowned manakin), 2476 nucleotides. RefSeq names its product calcium-activated potassium channel subunit beta-2. The record is from RefSeq and is a predicted model, not a curated record. Lineage: Eukaryota; Metazoa; Chordata; Aves; Passeriformes; Pipridae. Gene Ontology annotation, molecular function: potassium channel regulator activity; calcium-activated potassium channel activity. Gene Ontology annotation, cellular component: membrane; voltage-gated potassium channel complex. Gene Ontology annotation, biological process: potassium ion transport; detection of calcium ion. The transcript has 5 exons. The coding region runs from base 857 to 1693 and encodes 278 amino acids.